UGGGCGAAGUAGUAAUGUAAAUAACAUUUGGAGUUUAUUAACUUCGAGAAGUUAGUGUACAUUGUGCCAGGAAGUGCAAAAUCCAUUGUCUGUAAAUCGUAUCAAAAAUGGAAGAAUUACGAUAAAUUGUGUUGCUUUGAGAGAUCGGAGCUGAAUGAAUGAGAUGUCCUUGAAAUAAUUGUGAUUCGUCGGCGGUUCUUGUUUGAGAAAUAUAUACUCAGAAUAUCGCAAAGAGUACACACCAUGUUGAAGCGAUCUUUAAAAAACAGACUCAAAACUCGGGAAUCCAACAGUUCCAUCAGUAUGGACAAGAUCAUAGGCAAAAUGCAAGAGGGAAUGACUAUGACGAGAUUUUAUCCGUCAGGCAAACGGAAGCCGGAAAAUCGAGUUUAUUAUGUGAAUGUUGAGAGAAUGCUUUUCUACUGGACGAGACCUGAUCGGCCGGUCGAGGGUUCAGUGAAAAUCCGUGACGUCAAAGCUAUUCGCCGUAGUACCUGUUCUAAGGAUUUUGAAAAAAAUAUUGAUUAUCUGAGAAGGGUUGAUUUCAAUUGUUGCCUAGUGAUUCUGUAUGGAACAACAUUUAAUCUUAAAACUCUGAGCUGUGUAGCUCAAACAGCACAAGAAUGCAGUUACUGGGUAGAUGGUUUGACUUAUCUAAUAAAUAUGCCUAUUGCUAAUCCUUUUGUUGUGAGUAGAUGGCUUCAAACGGAAUGGAACAUGCUUCUUCCUGUUAAUCAAAAUGGAAUCACAAUGAAAGAAUUAAAACAGUUUCUACUGAGGUCUAAUGUGAAGAUGAGCGUAGCUGAAAUGACGGCUAAAUUUCAGACAAUCAGUGAUGUAAAUAACAAUGCAGUUAUUGAUUUCAAAGGAUUCAAAGCAUUCUAUGAAAGUUUAAUGAACCAUCAAACUGUUGGCCAAUAUUUUUAUACCUUGUCUAAAGAUAGAAAAAAUGUUCUAUUUAAACACUUCAGAAGUUUUUUAAUGAUGGACCAAAAGGAAACGUUUGCGAAGAAUGUUGAGACAGUGAGGCAACACAUUGUUCAAUAUUUGGGCGGAGAUAGAGGUGCGGAACCAUACCUGUCUCUACCAGAGUUUUUAGAUUAUAUAUUUUCGAAGACGAACAGCGUGUUUAAUGAGGAGCAUGCGAAAGUUUACCAAGACAUGACUCAUCCUCUCAGCCAGUACUGGAUUGCGUCUUCACACAACACAUAUUUGACUGGCAAUCAACUCUUGAGUGAAUCGUCAGUCGAAGCGUAUGUAAGAUGCCUGAGGAUGGGUUGUCGUUGUGUUGAAUUGGAUUGUUGGGACGGUCCUGACAAUCAACCCGUUAUCUAUCAUGGCAAAACAAUUACGUCGAAAAUAAAAUUCUCAGAUGUCAUCAGGGCAAUAAAAGAAAACGCUUUUGUUGCAAGCAAGUACCCACUCAUUCUUUCCAUUGAAAAUCACUGCAGCAAUGUCCAGCAAAGAGUUAUGGCGCAAAGUUUUCGCGAUGUUUUCGGAGAUUAUCUCUUAACAAGUCCUGUAAACCCAAGCGAGGGUUCCCUACCUUCGCCAGAAGAUCUAGCUUACAAAAUUAUCAUUAAGAAUAAAAAACUUGCUGCUGUUCCUACCGACCAAGGUACAGACGAUGUCCUGUGUGACACUGCUAUGGACGGGAUUCUUUACUUGGAAGAUGAGUUUGACAAGAUUUGGAGACCUCAUUUCUUUGUGCUCAGCAACAACAGACUUGAUUGGACGGAAGAACAGACUGAUUCUGAAGACCAAGAUGAUGAUGAAAAUUCCUACGAGGAACAACCUGAAGAAGAUGAGGCUUCAUAUUUUGCAUUGUUUCAUCGCGGAAUCGAUGGAGUUGCAGCGACCAAACUUCUUCAACUUUACAACAAAGGAAAUGGUUCUUUUCUUGUGCGAGAGUCGUCGAAGGGAGAUAAUACUUACAGCAUUUCAUUUUGGCGCAACGGCUGUGCCCAACAUUGCAGAAUCAAGACAAAACAAGUUGAUGGGGAGACAUCGUAUUCUCUCGGCGAGACCGAUAGUUUUGUCAAUCUCUACAGUUUGGUGGAUUUUUAUCAAUCGCAUCCAUUACGAACGCCUCAGUUUGAAAUAACUUUGACCGAACCAAUUUCACAGCCAAACGCUCAUUUGGACAAAGGGUGGUUUCACACAUCGCUGACCCGCGACCAGGCAGAGAAUAUGUUGAUGCGGGCACCUCAGGAUGGAUCAUUUCUCGUUCGCAAAAAAGAGACGACGGAAAAAAAUCAAGAGGCUUUUGCCAUUUCAUUCAAGGCCGAAGGCAAAGUAAAACAUUGUCGUAUUAUUCAAGAGGGAAGGCUGUUCACAAUUGGUACAGCCCAAUUUGAGUCGCUCGUUGAAUUGGUUGAUCAUUACACGAAGUUUCCACUCUACAGAAAGAUCAAGUUAAAGAAACCGAUUAGUGCUAAGAUGUACGAAGAUACUGACCUGGAUCCAGGCGAAUACGACUCUGACAUCUACCAAGAUUUGUACUUGAAUCCCACGUUUGCUACGAAGCCGGUGUGCAGAGCAUUAUGGGAUUACACGGCAACAGGCGAAGGGGAGAUGUCCUUCUGUAUGGGAGCAUUCAUCACAAAUGUUGUCAAAGGUGAUCGUGGAUGGUGGCGCGGUGAUUUUGCCGAUUACAAGCAAGCUCUGUUUCCUGCAAAUUUCUGUGAAGAAAUCAAUGUUAUGACUGGUGUCGUAAACGACAGCGAAGGGGAAAGCAGUCGGCCGCUGGGGGAAUCUCAAAAAGGCUCCAUGAAUGUGAGCAAUUGUAAGAUAGAACCUCUCCCACCCCGCGGUGGACUCAAAAUGCUGAUCAGAAUCACGGCCGAUGGACAGAAACCGCUGGAAGUCGCGGCGAAGAGCAUUCAGGAUAUGGAAGCCUGGGUGGAAUGUAUUAAGAGCUCAUCAAGCCAACUGAAUAGACAGGAGAGCAAGAAAACUGCAACUAUUAAAGUUCAACCAGGCGAAGAAAAAAUUGAUAAAAUGCUUUCAGAUUUGGUCGUCUACUGUCAGACAGUUCCAUUCGAUUUUGAAGGGAUUGGCACGGGGAAACAUUACGAAAUGUCGUCGAUAUCCGAGUCGAAGAUCGACAAAUACACGAACCCGAAGAACAGCGCCCGUUUUAAUCUGUACAACCACAAUCAGCUGACACGAGUGUACCCGAAGGGCACACGGGUUGAUUCGACAAAUUACGAUCCUUCAAUGAUGUGGAGUUGUGGCGUCCAAAUGUGCGCACUGAAUUAUCAAACGUCAGAUCGACCGAUGCAACUAAAUCACGGGCGUUUUAUGGAUAAUGGGGGAUGCGGUUACGUCCUAAAACCUGACUGUACGAGAUUAGAAAAUUUUGAUCCUUAUCAACCGAGUAUGCUGGAAGGCGUCAAAGCAGUCACGGUGAACUUGACAAUCAUCGCCGGUCGACAUCUCCCGAAGAUUGCCCGAGGGAUUACGUCGCCGUUUGUGGAGGUCGAAAUAAUCGGCGCAUACUACGAUACGUAUAAAUAUAAAUCAAAAACGCAAGCUGAUAAUGGCUUGAAUCCAAUAUACAACGAAACGAUAGAAUUCGACGUAAUUUGUCCUCCAAUGGCCUACAUAAGAUUUGCUGUUUAUGAUGAAGAUAUGUUCGGUGAUCCAAACUUCGUUGCUCAAGCUGUUUUUCCAUUUAAAAGUCUGAAAUUGGGUUACAGGUCAGUUCCUUUAAAGAAUGCGUACAACGAAGACUUGGAAUUAAGUUCUCUCCUGGUAUACUUAGAUGUAUUUAUGGAUGAAGACGAAGAUGUUUACACGAACAUCCACGAUCUUCGUAACGCGAUGGAAAAAAUCUCGACGCGGAUUGGUGAAGAAGCGUCGCAAAUCACGGUCCACGACGAAGCGGAGCCAUCAAUGAGCAAGAUGAUGAUGCUGGACGCCGAGUUCCGAGAAAAACAGAAUCAGCUUCAGACGUUGAUCGAACAAAGGAAAGAAAAAAAGCGUGGUGAAAGAUCUAAUACUAGGUCGAAUACCAGAACUUUGUAAUAAGCAAGACAAGACCCUGGCGGAAUUGUUUAUUCGAACAGACCGUCGAUGCCACAUGAUUGUAUUAAUUUAAACGUAAUUUUUAACUAUUUAUUCGAUAUUUGCUGUACAAGAUUCAUUCUAAUACGAAAUUUUACAAAUCAUCUACAAUGGAAAGUACUGA
Molecule: messenger RNA, 4192 nt
Organism: Dendronephthya gigantea
Lineage: Eukaryota; Metazoa; Cnidaria; Anthozoa; Malacalcyonacea; Nephtheidae
Product: 1-phosphatidylinositol 4,5-bisphosphate phosphodiesterase gamma-1-like
Exons: 38
Coding region: 244-4029 (1261 amino acids)
Biological process (GO): lipid metabolic process; phosphatidylinositol-mediated signaling
Molecular function (GO): protein binding; phosphatidylinositol-4,5-bisphosphate phospholipase C activity
Source: RefSeq, a predicted model, not a curated record